This is a messenger RNA of Dipodomys ordii (Ord's kangaroo rat), 1474 nucleotides long. RefSeq names its product WD repeat domain 73 (gene Wdr73). Bases 151 to 1263 code for a protein of 370 amino acids. Gene Ontology annotation, molecular function: protein binding. The record is from RefSeq and is a predicted model, not a curated record. NCBI's taxonomy places the organism in Eukaryota, Metazoa, Chordata, Mammalia, Rodentia, Heteromyidae. Gene Ontology annotation, cellular component: spindle pole; cytosol. Gene Ontology annotation, biological process: cytoplasmic microtubule organization. The transcript is spliced from 8 exons.
GGCCGGAGGCCACGCCCCGCAGCCCGGAGGCCACGCCCACCCUCCCCACAGUCCGGAGCCACGCCCAGCCGUCGUGACCUACAGGCCACGCCCACCCACCGGAGCGGGCCGCACGCUCCCGGAAGUGGAGGAUCGGAAGCGGCGGUUGCCAUGGAGCCCGCGGAGGACUGGCUGGUGGAAUCCUUGCGCUUGUNCCGGGAUUUCCACGCCUUCGCGCUCUCGGGAGCCACGCGAGUCCUGGAGUGGGCUGGGGACAAAGGAGUGUUGGUUGCCGGCUACGAGAGCCAGAAAAAGAAUGAGAUUCUCCAUCUGCUCCUGCCGCUCAGACUGUCUGUGACGGAAAACCAGGGCUUAUGCCCAGAAAGGGAUUUCACAGUGCGCCAUGGAGGAUUUUCUGACAAGUCUAUCUUAGCGCUGAAGCACGUGCCAGACACCAGGUUGCUGGUGACCAGUGGCCGUCCUGGAGGCCACGUGCAGGUGUGGCAGGCUGCACAGGACAGUGAUGUCCUUGCAGCCGUCGGCACCAUUGCUGUGGCUGAGGGGGAGAGGAGUCUCUGGCCGAGGUUGGCUGUCCUCCCCUCGGUGGCACCCGGCAUCCUCCACGGGGCGCGGCUCAGUGGCCUGAAGAUCGUAGACCUGGAAUCCCACAAGACCACGUAUUGUUCAGGGGUUGAAGACGGUGAGGAGCUGAGCUGCCUGCAGGCCCUGGACGCUGACACCUUUGCUUUCUGCAGUGCCUCUGGCCGUCUGGGGCUGGUGGAUACCCGCCAGAAGUGGGCACCAGUGGAGACCCCCAGACCCAGCCCUGCGUCGGGGGGACAGAGGUGGUGCGCAGAAGUCAGGGACCAGGGCCCUGGGCCCUGCAUCGCCAGCCUUGGCUCGGAUGGACAGCUCCGCCUUCUCGACCCCCGGCAGCUCUGCCACCCUGUGAGCGCAGUCCAGUGCCCAGUGCCCACGCCCAGCCCAGACCCGGAGCUGCUGCGAGUGACCUGGGCCCCGGGCCUGAGCAACUGUCUGGCCAUCUCAGGUUUUGAUGGGACAGUCCAGGUCUAUGAUGUCACUUGCUGGGACCCGGCGGGGAGCCACGCAGAGCCUGUCUUCACGCACAGAGGCCACAUCUGCCUGGAAGGAAGUGAGGUGGACCCCGCCCCACUGGUCACCACCCACACCUGGCACCCCAGCAAGCCCAGGACUGUGCUGUCAGCAGCCAGCGAUGCCUCCCUGCACGUGUGGGACUGGGUGGACCCGCGCACCCCCUGCUGACCCCAGAGCCUGCCUGCCCCGCCUGGAGGAGGGGCUUGAUGUGCAGGACCACGUGAUCCCACGGCCCAGCUGCCAGUUGGCGCCUGUCACUCAUCCAGGCUUCCCUGGCUUCCAUUUUCUUAGUUCUCUUUUUAACCUUUUUUAAAUCAAAGUCUUACCAAGUAUCCCUGGCUAACCUCAAAUUGUGAGUUGCUGGGACUACAGGUUUGCA